AUGUCAACAUCGCCUCGCCGUAAUAGUAUUGCGGCUACUGAUGAUUUAUAUGAAAAGAAAAAAACAAGGAAACGUUCAUAUUCAUUGGGAGGGUCACACGCUGUGGAAGAAUUCAGAGAACGCGCCAAUCCGGGAAAAGGGAUUCUUAAACGAUAUUCUUCCUUUGGACUUGAUCCUGAUACCAAAGAUGAACGUACUUACAACGAUGAUUUUGAGGCACUGAAUAAUACCGUCAUUGGUAUCCCUAAUAGCAUAAUGUUUGCGUCCAAACAAAUGACUGCUCCACAGGAGAAGGAACCAGCAUCUCGUUCAAAAGGUCGAAGAAGUCGUGUAUCUUUUGCGAGCCAUGCUCGCGUAAGGUGGUAUCAAAAUGAAUCAGAUCGAUCGCGUUUCUCGUCCGACUCUCCUCCGUCUGCUACCAUAGCGCCGAGCGUCCCCGCCGAAGAACAAGGAAAUGCAGUUCCUAAAGAAUCAUCUGAAACUGGAAGCGAAUCAAAUAGCUCUGAAGCAACAACUGAACCUAUUUUGUCCAAUGCUCGCCAUAAUUCACCUCCUCCCGAUCUGCAAGAGAAUGAGACAAACAGUGAUAUGGAUGUCACGAAUUCACCUCCUUCUAUCAACCCUAUUUCUACUUUGCCAAACCCUUCUCCUAUCGCAACUAAUUAUCCAUAUGCCUCCCAAAUAGCUUCUUCUGAUGUGUCGGAAAGCCCUCCAAUAAAGUCAAGCAAGGCACGUAAUAGUGAAGAACAGGAAGCUGAAAUGAGCAUGGAUGUCACCAUGCGAUUUCACGAUGAUAACUCUUACAUUUCUGGCAUUGAGUCUCUUAAGGGUACCAGCUCAACCGAGCAAACUCCUUUCCGACAAUUUGAGCAUACUGAUGAUUUUCCGCUUUCUUACCAUCGUGCUUCUGAACCGAAGUCAAUUCCCUCGCUGGAUCGAGGGAUUGAGGAAGAACAAGACAUGAUGCUCACUCGAUCAAUUGAUAUACCACCUACUGCCCCCGAAGACUUCUCAAAUCAGAUGGACAUUAGCAUGGAGCUUACUUCCUCUCACAUAUCACCAAUUCGUCCAGCUCAUAAAGUAUCCGUAACUGGUACUCUUGGUGGUGCGCCUAGCAAAGAUAAUAAACCAUCCAUAGGUCCUCCAACUGCUAUGAAUAUCUCUGAUUCCCCUUCACAAAACCCGACUGAUAUGGAUCUUACAACAACAAUUCCAGAGAAACAGCUUUCACCUCCCCCUUCUUCUGAAGAGGAAGCUAUGGAUAUUACUCAAACUAUUCAUUCUGUUGCUUCACCUGUUCAUACCGUUCAUCAAAGCGAGACCCAGCCAGAUUUUCAAGAAUUAAGAAACAAUGAAUUUCUUGAUGCUGAAGAAGAUGAAAUGAAUGUAACGAACGCAUUUGACGGAGUUUCACCCUCAAAAAACCAGUUGAAUGAUAAUGAAGAACCUAUGGAUGUGACUGGUGUAAUUAGUCUUCCAUUUUCCCAAAUGAACGAAAAUAAUAAUUUACCAGAACACCAAGAGGAAACGGGGAUGGAUCUUACUUUACCAAUACAGAGGUUUCCUUCUCCCAAAGAUGCCCCUACAACUUAUGAAGAAACUCCUCCCCACAAGAAGUCAAAACUAUUGAAUGGUAACGUUCAUGUCAAAACGCCCAGUAGAUCUGAAAUUCAUUCCCCGAAAAAGAAAGCUGCCCUGUCAUCACCUUCGCCGAUUAGUAGGUUGGAUCGGAGUGCAACAAAAAGUUCUCGUCGUAAACAAAGGUUUAGUACAUCCACUAUGGAUAUGGAUACAAGGCGCAAACAACGAUUAUCAACGAUUCGAAAUGCUAGGAAAUCUAUAUCUACUUUGAAUGAUUUGGACUUUGUUUCGUUUUCGCCUACAUUAGAACAAAAUUCUGUAUCAAAUGCUUCACCCCGAAAAAAUGACUCAACUAAUAAUUGGCAUGAAAUCAUAAAGCCUGCAUCUGCAAGUCCUUUAAGGCGUGAGGUGCAACCUGCUUCUUCGUAUGCGUCUCCAGCACCAGAAUCUUCAUCUUCUGGUUAUUUUGCCAAUAGCAAAUUUCAAGAAAUGGAAAAAGAUUCCUUCAUAUCUCCAAUAGCAAUCAAAUUGCAACCAUUUACCUUAGAAGGAACACAGGAACUGGGUUCUUCAAUGGACGUAAAUAUUAUGAAUGAAGAAAGUGCCCUACAUGCUACUGAUUUGCCGGAUAUCGUAAAUGAAGCUGUACCUACCGGAGAAGAAAAGCAAAAGAUAGAAGCGGACCAGGAGACUUCUUCAUCCUCAUUUGACCCUGUUUUACCAGCUUUAACGUUGGACGAAUUUUUGGAUAUGACUGAAAUCGAGUUUUUGGAUAAUAUAACGAGUUCGAAAAGGCGUGAGACGAUUAUUUCAGGUCCACUUGAGAGUCCUCAAUUAACGACAGCUCAACUUCUGGAAUCUUACUAUUUGCAAUUUCCAAUACUCGAAUUGUACAGGUUUAGUUGUCAGAAAUUGGAAGAAUAUAUCAUCGAGGGAAAGGACUUUGUAGCAAAGAUGGCUGAAGAUGCUUAUAAGAAUAAUCCGUUGCUAUUUUACGAAUAUAGAAAAGCAUCCAGUGAGAUGAAAGCGUUAAUGAAUUCACAGUUUCGGAUAAUCAAAACUUUUUCGCGUUUACAAGCGCAAGGUUAUUGGUACGAAUGGCGGGAGGCUCUAAUGCAAGGAAUUAAGCAGGAACUUAAUGAGAACCAUUUGAAGCUUAGAAAAAACUUGAUACAGGUUUCGGAAACCUCAUCCAAACUUUUUCCAUUUUUUGAAGAGUUGCGUACGAGUCUGUCUACGGUAUCAACAAAGGUUGAAGCGUUGAGGAAGAGAAAGGAAUUGUUUGGACACUAUAACAAAGAAUUGGUUUUCCGAACUCAAAGUAAAUUUGAAGACUUGCAAAGGGAGCUAAAGCUGAAAAAGGAAAUACUGGUUGAAAGGCAAACUAAAAAGAAGAACUUAGAAAAAGAGAUGGACGAUCUAAGUAAUCGAUGCAAAGAUUUGGAAUUACGGUGUGAGGAAGAAAGGGAAUUUUAUAAUGCGAAUCAGGAUUUUGAAUAUGAUGAAAUUACAGAAUACCAGCAGCAAAUGUCAGAGUUACAGCGGAAACUUGGCUGGACCAUACUUUCUAUCCGACCUAAUCAAAUGAAACUAAUUUGGAAUCAUUCGUUGCAACCUUUUCAUGUUUUCGUUUUGCUUCAAGUGCACCAACAAGGACUAGAUCUGAACGUGAAAGCUGAAAUAGCAAAGCGACCUUGGACUGUGUCUGGUGUGUUUGAUAUUAUAGCUGAGAUAUUUCACAGCAACAAAAGUAAACUCAUAAAGAAAAACAUCAAGUUGUUAAAACCGGAAAUGGACAAGAUUGCUGCUUAUUGGAAUCAGUUACAGGAACUAUUGCUGGAUUUUGAACGGUUGAAAUUGUAUUGGCCUUAUGUGUCAUUUAAUCGGGAAAAACAGUGUAUCGUAAUUCGACUGGAGAUGUACCUUCACUCUAGAGCAUUGAAGCUUUUAAUAGAGUUUAGCAUUCCUGAAUCAGCUUUAAUGAAGCAAAACGGAGCAGUUUAUGUAUAUGAAGCAACGUCCGUAAGGGUUCAUUCCGUUUAUGAUGACGGUUUAAAUCAAGAACCGGAAAUUUUGAAAGUUCUUUUGGAAAAGCUACAUUCAGUGUCUAUAAAUGCAUAUUCUUUUGCAUGUUUUGAGGUUUUGAGCAUUUACCACUAG
This is a messenger RNA of Schizosaccharomyces osmophilus, 3741 nucleotides long. It is a transcript of the gene spc7, whose product is annotated as NMS complex subunit, Spc105/KNL-1 family member, blinkin, Spc7. The record is from RefSeq and is a predicted model, not a curated record. Gene Ontology annotation, biological process: mitotic sister chromatid biorientation; mitotic spindle assembly checkpoint signaling; protein localization to kinetochore. The coding region runs from base 1 to 3741 and encodes 1246 amino acids. Lineage: Eukaryota; Fungi; Ascomycota; Schizosaccharomycetes; Schizosaccharomycetales; Schizosaccharomycetaceae. The transcript has a single exon.